CCAAGCGUCGUUUUCACAAACAACCAGAAAGUUGCAUACCAUAUGCACCAUCAAAACACCGUCCAGAAAUCCACACAUUCAUUCAACGAUUUCACCAGUACAUCCUGAUCAAGCAUGAGUUCCGAUAACUUGCUUUCCCCUAAAGCCGCCGAAAUCACUGCCCGCUUGACGGACCCGAAAGGAUGUUCGAAUGCAUGCUGUCAACAGGGUACCCACAAGCAGCGCUUCGAUGAGGAGGGGCAUGGUCGUGGUAUGGCCGGCCGGAAAGACCUGGUCGAUUUUGACGGCAACACGACCUCGACGCACCGUAAGCACAGUCCAUACGGAAGUGAUAACGAUUUGAGGGAGCGUAUCGAUAACGAGAAGCCCAUCGUGUGCUCACGGUCUUGCGAGUCCGACAUCGGCGUCACGGCGCGCAAGAUCAAAAUCUACGAGUACGCUGAGAAGCACUCGACGGGCGAGGAUCUGGUGCUGAACAAGACGUACUCGAGCAUGGAUAAGCUCAAGGAACACACAGCAACGCUGAUCCCUCCAGGCUUGCCCAAGCUGCUCGAUGACCAGAGUCUCCAUGAAGUGCGCAACCUGGACGAUUUCGAGAACGGAGGAAAGUACCUGGCUCUGACGCCACAUGACCGCGCUCAUUUCAGUGAGGAGAGAGUGCCGACUGCCUUCAGAGACUGAGGUGGGGUUGAUGCACAGAUUGAGAGAGGAAAGGAUGUGAAUUGAUUUUGAUGGGGAGGGAUUGGAGAUCGGGACCUGCACAUCGAUGUAAUAGUUUUCUUUUUGGAAU
Molecule: messenger RNA, 790 nt
Organism: Fimicolochytrium jonesii
Lineage: Eukaryota; Fungi; Chytridiomycota; Chytridiomycetes; Spizellomycetales; Powellomycetaceae
Exons: 7
Coding region: 115-681 (188 amino acids)
Biological process (GO): intracellular signal transduction; microtubule polymerization
Molecular function (GO): tubulin binding
Source: RefSeq, a predicted model, not a curated record